AUGUCUGCGGCAGAGCAUGACCAGCACAAUCGGACCCACACACUCCCACUCCCAGACCUCUCUGGUGCCGUCCCGACCUCCACGGAGGCGAGGGCAAAACGUCGUAUUGCCGCUCUAGAAGAGGAGUUACAGAUGAUGAAGCAAGAAAGAGGAACAAAGCAAAGAAAGACCACAUACUAUGUGUCUCAAGGCCGGGCAAUCCGCCGCAUGGUGGUCCUUUAUGCCAACAUUGAAAACUUAAUUGCGGAGAACGAUCGCAGAUGUGAGGAGAGCUGGGAGAAUUCUACUCCGGAGCAUGUUUUUUGUUUUUGUUUUGUUUUAUCAUAUCGUGGUUAUUUCGCGCUGGUGCAGACUCUGCCAUGGAUGCAUGAAAAACUUGCAGAACUCGACCCCGAUGAUGUCGAGGAUAUGAUGAAAAAGAUUAAAAGAGGAGCGGAUGCGGCCCGCGGUGAUGAUACCUCGACUCUCAAGGACUUGGUUGCCGCCUGGGUCAAUCAAAGCUUUCAUCCGUCCAACCUACUAAAAUCUGAUGACAAACAGUCGCGCGGCUUCAUACACGAAGUUUGUGGCAAAUUACUCUGCCCUGCUGAGUGGGAUUGGAGUAAGGACUGCGUGAAAGCAGGCAUUCGCGACCGAACAUCAGAUUAUGUUGUGUCGGAGAAUUCUUGGCCGCUCUUUGUGUAUGAGAACUACUCAGUGAACAGUAGCGACCUCCAGCAAGGUCUUUUCAUGUCGAAAAUUUUGGUUCAGGCUUUUAAAGCCACCUUUACGUCUCCGUCAUCGGCAAAAGAAGCUGAUGGCGAUGGUGACGGAGCCGAUAUCCUCGAGAACAACAGGCGCGCGCGGCGGGCACUAAAUCAAGUCAAGGUAAAAACGUGCGUUCGGUUUUCGCUAUCCAACAUCUCGUCUUGGCGCACCAUCGACGGUGACUUCGACUACGAAGCAUUCUGGAACCAUAUCGUGGAUUUUUUCGAGGACGUACCUGGCCCUGUCGCACGACGUAGGGUGACUACACUUCUCGAAUGGUGGACGAGGAAGGUUUUUGGAAAAAAUCAUCGCGAGGACCUCACGCCGGAGGUAGUAUCCAAAAUGUCCGUAACAGCACUAGCAGAGCAACGAAAGGCACUGGAGGAUUCCGUCUUUGAUUCGGACUAG
Suillus clintonianus is the source of this 1155-nucleotide messenger RNA. RefSeq lists its product as uncharacterized. Lineage: Eukaryota; Fungi; Basidiomycota; Agaricomycetes; Boletales; Suillaceae. Bases 1 to 1155 code for a protein of 384 amino acids. The record is from RefSeq and is a predicted model, not a curated record. The transcript is spliced from 8 exons.